AUGUCCAAACGUCAUUUAUUCCCCUCAUCAACGGGCCUCGUCCCCAAAGCCCUCCGUGGCAUUGUCGCCUACAACCCCUCCCUCUCCCUUGACGAGACCAACCGCGUCGUCUUUGACACCACACAUCCCACCUCGCAAGUCUCACUCAUCAGCGGCGGCGGCUCUGGACACGAGCCCGCGUGGUCCGGCUAUGUCGGCACCAACAUGCUGGCCGCCUCGGUGGCAGGCGACAUCUUUGCCAGCCCCUCCACCAAGCAGAUCCUCGCCGGCAUCGCCGCGGUCCCGUCCGACAAGGGCUCCAUCCUCGUGAUAACCAACUACACGGGCGACUGCCUGCACUUUGGCCUGGCGGCGGAAAAGGCCGGCCCCAAGUGCAGGGUGCUGAUCUGUGGCGACGACGUCUCGGUCGGCCGCAAGGGCAGCCUGGUCGGCCGCCGCGGACUGGCGGGACAGAUCGGCGUGCUCAAGGUCAUGGGCGGGGCGGCCGGCCGCGGCGACUCGCUGGACGACGUCUACGACCUCGGCGCCGCCUUUGCCGACCAGAUCGUCUCCAUCGCCGCCACCCUCGACCACUGCCACGUCCCCGGUCGCGCCGAGCACGGCAUGCUGGACCCGGACGAGGUCGAGAUCGGAACCGGCCCGCACAACGAGCCCGGGUACCGCAAGAUCUCGCCGCACCCCUCGCCGGAGCAGCUCGUGGCCGAGGUGCUGCGCUACUGCCUGGACGAAAAGGACCCCGAGAGGGCGUACGUCAAGUUCGCGCCCGGCGACGAGACCUUCCUGCUGGUCAGCAACUUUGGCGGCAUGUCGCACCUCGAGAUGGGCGCGCUGGUCGACGAGCUGCUGGAGCAGCUGGCGCGGGACUGGAAGCUCGAGCCGGCGCGCGUCUACUGCGGCCCGCUCGAGACUUCGCUCAACGCCCCGGCCUUUUCCGUCUCGGUGGUCAACGUGACGGCCGCGGCGGCCGCGAGCAAAAAGUACACGGUCGACGACAUCAAGGCCUUUGCCGACGUCAAGACCAGCACGUACUGGGAGUCGUACGCCGGCUCCCAGUCGACGCGGCGGCCCAGGGCGGAGCAGUUUGUGAAGCCGCCCGCCGAGCCGCAGCGGACCGUCGACCCGGCGCGCGACCUCACGGCGGACGGGCCGACGCUCGAGGCCAUGCUGCGCCGGGCCUGCGAGCAGCUCUCCCGCGCCGAGCCCGACCUCACCAAGUGGGACAUGGUCAUGGGCGACGGCGACUGCGGCGAGACGCUCAAGACGGGCGCGGACCACCUCCUCGCCGCGCUGGACGGGGGGCUCGCGCGCGGCGGGUCCGUCGUCGCCGUCCUGCACGAGCUCGAGGAAAUUGUCGAGAGCAAGAUGGGCGGGACGCUGGGCGGGAUCCUGGGGAUUCUGUUCGUGGCGUUCCGCAACGGCCUCGAGCGCCGCGCCGCCCAGGCCGCUGCUGGUGGUGCGCAGGCCGAUCUGGCGGGCAGCCUGGCGGCGGCGCUGCUCGAGGCCAUCGCGUCGCUGGAGCGCUACACGCCGGCCAAGGUCGGCGACCGCACCGUCAUGGACACGCUUAUCCCGUUCGCGCAGGCGCUGCGGAACGAUGGGUUCGAGGCGGCCGUCAAGGCGGCCGUCGAGGGGAGCGAGGCCACAAGGCACAUGAAGCCGAGGCUGGGCAGGGCGACCUACGUUGGCGCUGGCAGUGAGGGUGGCGAGCUGCCGCCUGACCCUGGAGCUUGGGGUGCUAGGGUUGCCAUUGAGGGGUUGUUUUCAGGGUGGAAAUAA
Messenger RNA from Pyricularia pennisetigena, 1776 nucleotides. RefSeq lists its product as uncharacterized. Gene Ontology annotation, molecular function: ATP binding; glycerone kinase activity. NCBI's taxonomy places the organism in Eukaryota, Fungi, Ascomycota, Sordariomycetes, Magnaporthales, Pyriculariaceae. Gene Ontology annotation, cellular component: cytosol. Bases 1 to 1776 code for a protein of 591 amino acids. Gene Ontology annotation, biological process: glycerol catabolic process. The record is from RefSeq and is a predicted model, not a curated record. The transcript has a single exon.